Messenger RNA from Porites evermanni, 13170 nucleotides. The record is from the annotation of a GenBank genome assembly. Lineage: Eukaryota; Metazoa; Cnidaria; Anthozoa; Scleractinia; Poritidae.
AUGUCGGACGAGGAUCUGCGAGGUUCUUAGCUCGAUUUGGUUUUAUUUCUCUCGAUAUUUAUGUAAUAUUCUUUUGCGAUACUUUUUCCAUUUAGUUGUGGUUAACAUGACUGUGUCUUGCUUGCAACUUUCUGCUCGUAGACACCGAUACAGGGAAGAAGAAAGGCUUCUUCUCCAGCCUGAAGCGCUCGAAGACAAAAGGAGGCCGUGGUAGGAAAAACACCAAAUCGAGCUCCAUGCCGCAUCUUCCUCAGUCUUACGCUCAGAUAAAUGGGAAUGCUGUUAAACGUACUGAUCAAUUUAAUAUUUCUCAACCAGCUAAAGGUGGUGCCGAAGAAGAUGGGGCUGCACCUGUACCUUCACCUAGUGAGGCCGGAGGUUUAACGGAAUGUCCCGCUCAAGAUGUCUCGCCCGGCUCAUUGGUAUGUUGGCCAUGACAUAUUUUUAGUUUUAGAAAAGUUUAACAAGAAAGAGCAAAUCGACGCUUAAGGAAGAAUCCUUUGUUGUAGAUUGCCCGUCGAACUCGAUUGUUGUUGUCAUGCCAUCGACAAUUUCCCCUGGUUUCAAAUUUCAAGGGUUUUCCCUUUUACCUGCUUUUAUUGAUGAAACCUUUACAUACCAUUAUCCAUCCUAUUUUUAAGGCUGGUGAUGUAGCCAGAGCUGGAAAAUGUGCAUUCUUUUCUCUAGAAGUAGAGUUAAAAGAUGGCAGAGACUUGGCAGCCCGAGACAAAACAGGUACCUGUAUUUUUAAUACACCAGUUAUGAAGAAAAAUAUAUCAAGCUCAUUUGAUAUUGUGUUUCUCAACAACAUAUUCUGAUUCUUGAUUUCUUCUGAGAUACUCUGCUAAUUUUUAAAAGUACCAGCAUAAGAUAAAUUAAAUCUUUGUUUUCAAAUUUUGGAUAAUAUAUAAACCAUAACAGAUUAAACCUCUAAGACUAAGAAUUAAAAUUCGCUAAACGGAAUGAUAUUUGUAAACAAGUAGCUUGCGGAAUGUUUUGAAUUCGGAUAAAACUAAGCCAACAUAAUCUGAAAAAGAGACUUCUUAAAGAUUUGAUAUCGAUCUUUAGUUCUUUUCGAUUUACUGUACAACGUAGAACUUUACCAUCCUCAUUGCUCAUUUUGGUUGGAUAUAAUUUUUAGGAAUAUUAAUAUUUUUUUAGUGUUAAUAAGAUUUAAUACGUUGUAAACGUCAGUGACUCAUCACUUAAUGACAACUUUGCCUAUAUUAUUUGAACAAUUUAAAAAAGUUCAACUUAAGUUUUACUCUGACUAAGUAUACCUAUUAAGUCGCAAAUAUUGAACUUUAAUACCUUAGUGACUAGCUCUACUUUGAAGCAUGCAUUUUAUUUCCUUUGUUUGCAUAUGGCUGAACUGUCCUGUGGUAAAUGUAAAAUAAGUGACUACUGUAUGUGAUGUUGUGGUUAAUAUCCAUCGUGUUAAGAAUACAGUAGUUUCACGAGAAUCGCUUGGAGAAUUGUGUGUUUUAAAUUUCUAGAAACUUUGUGGGACAUUUUAUCAGUUAACACCCUAUUCUAUUAUUAAUUAUUAAUCAAUUUUUCAAACAUGGCCUUAGACUUACUAUGCAACAGCACAGCACUAGUUCAGAUGAAGAACUUUGUAUUAACAUGUCUCAAAGACAGACAACUGCAUGACUGUAGUAAUCAUCCUUGACAGACAAUGUUCUGUUGGUUGGUUAUUGGUUGAAAGGUUGUUGAAUUAUAUUAAAAAGGAUAGCUAAUUGACAGAUGUACAGGUAUCUAAACAGGUGGUCUACUUGAGGAACCAAUAUAAUCAAAUGCAUAAAGUCUGACAUGUUGUCCUUAUAAAUACACAUUAUGUUUUAUUGGAGAAAAUUUUUUCCAGUCCUUUGCAGUGAUAAAAAAAAAAUUCUCCCUUUCUUGGAGUCACUUUGACUCCUUUUCCACAAAUUUUGGAGUCAUUUUGGAAAAUGUGGAUUUAAAAAAUUUUAAAAAACUUUAUUUUUUAUGAGAAGUAAGAAAACUGAAUGUUACGCUGUCUUACUUUCGUUUUACUGACUAUGGAUUCAUCAUAAAUACACCAACUUUCAUUUUGUCUUUUCCCUGUACAUGCAACCAAUCUGAUAUUAGUUAAUGCCUUUUUUGAUAAGUUCAUAGCAAUAUCAAAGUACCGUUACCAAUCUCAAGUCGUAAGUGUCAACAUUGUCGGAUUUUGGUAAUACAAUGCUGAGAUGUUUUUUUUGAAGAUGAAGACUCCAUUUUGAACAUGUGGAAGGUAGAUACUUAAUACAAUUAUUACAUGAAGAAUAUGAACAAAGGACAACUUAUGACCAGCAAGUUUGACGUUCCAAAAUGGUGGACAAACUAGCAGUCUUGAAUAUCAACACAAAGAAGCUGUAGAAAACUUCAUUUAUCAAGGAAAUGAUGAAAUGAUGCCACAAGACUGCAAUUUCCUUCAACCGUCUGUAUGUGGUUUCAUUAGGAAUCUAACAAUGUUUACAUUUUGCCUGGCAGAUUUUUAACAUUUAGCUCAAUAAUUAAAUUUUAUAUAUCAUGACUCUACGUUGGAGUCAAGAUCAUGACUCCUUGUGCGAAAUUUUUGGAGUCAUGGAUAAAUUUUUGGCAUAAAACAUAUUUGUAAUCCCUGGCUUUGUAAAAAAUUCAUAAUGCAUGCACCUUCAUGUUUCUAAAGAAAUGAUUGAAAUUAUUUGUAGAUGUUAUAAACAUGUAUCCAAAAAUGCCCAUUUCUUGAAGUACAUGUUAUCCAAACUGUGAAAUUUCUAAGGAUGUGUGCAUAAUAAAUCUUUUGUAUGUUUCUCAGCACUCAGUUUCUGUGGUCUAAUCUGCUGAGGUGCAAAUAGUACUACAGUGUAAAAGUGCAGUAGUAAAAAACAGACUUAAAGCCAAAAAGAGUUAAUGCAUUAAUAUUUGUAGUGAUUUGUAGUAUUGAUGAUUUCUCCUCUUUCCUGAAUUAGAAAAUGCAACAUUUCCAUUGAUAAUUAUAAUCUCAUCAAAUGGAUAGCACACACUCACUUACUCAGUCUGAAACUUUGGUUCAUCCUCGGUGUAAGAACCUGUUAAACUCACCGGUGACGUAAAACAAAGAAAACAAAGAAGUCAACACAAUAAAACCCAGAAAAACAAAAGGUACAAAACAAAGAAAAAGGUUCACAGGUUACCAAGGUAAAACCUGAAACUUUUGCGUAACUUGACAUCACAGUCUCAAUUCAUGCUUCUCUCAGUUUUGAUACGAAAUUUCACUGGUCAAAAUUAAAUUCAGUUUAAAAUUUUUGAAACUCAGAUUGAUUCUCUAUUUCCUUUGUCUCAUAGCCCUUAUCAUUCAUGAAUUAGGGCCAGGAGACAAAGGAGAUUGAGAAUCAAUCAGUUUAAAAGAAGUGAACGUCAUGAAUUUAAUUUUGACCUGUAACAGAUAUUCAAGCAAAGUUUUUCAUAUUCACAUAAACCAGUUCGACCAAUUAUUAUUGCAAUAAUCAAGCUACUUUGUAAUUUUUUUAACAUGUAACUUUGUAAUAGUUUGUCAUAAUAAUAGUAAUAAAUUAUUAAUACAGGGUAAUAAUGGAAAGAAUAAUAACAAAUAAUAAUAAUAAUAAUAACAAUUUAAUGAAGUAAUACAGAUAAAUUCAGCAUAAUUAUAAGCAGGAUAAUGCUCUUGAGUUUUGAAUAUUUAUUUCACUAAUAUUGUUUUAAAGUUGAGUUUUCUUAGCAGGUGUCUCCUGUUUUGGUAUGUCAUAAAGUUAAAUAUUUUAAAUAAAUACAACACUAAUAAGCCAAAAUUAAAUGCUUUUACUAAUGGUAUUUACAGUUGCUAUAAUUUUUAAAGGUGCUGAAUUUAAAACAUCAAGUCUUCGUUCUUACUUUAUGAAAGUUGACAGUAAUUUGUUUGGAUAUUCUUACAAAAAACUUUCUUUUUUGAAGAACAACGACUGCAAGUACAUUGAAGUAAAACCCAUGAAUAAGAGAUUUUCUGUUGUCAUUAACAGAUUGGAAAUGGACUUUUAUCUUUUCUUCCAGGGCUUGAUUAUUUCAGAGUUGAUUAUUUUUUAAAAAUGAACACUCAGCAUGUGACUAUAUAUGUGUGCAUUAAACUAUUAUUAGUUUGCAGCUGGUGGCUCUCUCGUGGCAUUUAAAAUGUUGUUAACUGUGGUCAUUUUAUUAGAUUCUUUUAGUGUGGAAUUUCUUCAUGAAAAGCCAGUUACUAAACCUAUCACCAGGGCACCAGGUUUGAUUUAAUCCUAAACAAAACAUAAAAAGAUAAACUUUUUUCUUAAAAUAGUUAAAAUAAACAUUACUUCACAUAACAUUAAGUGACUGCAUAAAAAUGGUUACACUAAAUUUUUUUUAUUCUUCAAUGUAACAGUUCAGUUGACUUCAUUAACAUAAGAACAUUUACAUGUAAUGAAUAGUAUACAAUGUAUUUCAAAUUUAUAAACAAUAAAUUUAAAUUUAAAUUUCAUAAAUUAUAAUAGUGUUAAUAAAUAAAAUAUUAUUAAUAUGCGAAAAACCUAAACUGCUUACUAAGGCCUUAUACACUUAACACCUAUGACAAUUUAGUGAUAUCAUUCAUUUCUUAAACAGUGUUCUCACCAGAAUUUUGUGAUUUGUGGCCUAAUGACACCAGGCGUUGAAGCGUCUGGGCCAUUUAAAACAAAGAAAUUAUGGGUCACAAGAGUUCUCUCAGUUUGAAGUUUCCAACUGAAAUUUGUGUAAUACUACAAACACUGGAAUAAAACCAAAUGUCCUAACCAAAUAUUGUUGUUUAUAGUCGUACUAGAUAGAAAACAACAAUAAAAUAUUGCUCAUAUAAUCAAACUCAUAUUCCUGCCCCGAGCAGUCAAAAACUUGAUUGCCUAUUUACAACCAAAAGUGACUUUUCAAUUAAGUUGCUACAUUUCUGCACCCUGAGGGCCCUUAGACUUUUUUAGUGCGCCAUUUCACUAAAAAAUGCGUGAAUCCCGCAAUGGUGGAGUCUAGUGAAGACACUGCUUAAAACAUGUUUUAAAACUUUUUAUCAAUAUAGAUAUUUAUUUUUUUCUUUACAGGCACCAGUGAUCCUUAUGUGAAAUUUAAAACUGAUGGAAAACAGAUAUACAAAAGUAGAACUGUGCAAAAGAACUUAAAUCCUCAGUGGAAUGAGAAAUUCUGUGUACCUAUUGAAGAUAUAACUGUUCCUCUUAUCUUAAAAGUACUUGAUUUUGAUCGAGUUGGCAAUGAUGAUCCAAUGGGAAGAGCUGUUGUGGAUUUGUCAGCAAUUGAAAUUGAGAAGUAAGUUUCCUUAUUAUUUUAAACCCCUUAUCUUUAUUUUAUGAUACACACUAGUAGGUGUGUAAAAUAAUAUUUCUUUGUUUGAUAGAACGUACAGUUACAUUGGGGUGCUGUUUCACUAUUUAAAAGCUGUUUUAAAGCCAUGCAUUCAUAGAAAUAGCAAUAGAAAAGAGAAAAAAAUGCAAGCAUUAAAAGGUUUACUGUGAAACUCACAAAACUGUGAGCACCAGAAAUAUUUGUGGAAUGUUAUUGUGUUGCGAGGAAAUACUAGCCAAUAAGGCGUGAGAUAACUAAACUGCAAAGAGCAACUGUAAUUAGUUUGUGGUUUUGAGGUUUGCUUGCAUGUCCUGAACUUUAUGUGAUUGGUCACUACACAAUCAAUAUUGGACCUGAAAUAUUUCAAGUGUUCAUGGUUUUCUGAGUUUGACAGUAAAAUGUUUUAAGUACAUGUGUACCUGUACUUCACUUUUGUGACAUGGUUGUGUGUGCCAAACUGGCCUGAGCUACAUGUACCAUUGUAUCUGAAAGUUGUUGAGCAAACACAGUUGUGCUUAUCCUCCCUUUUUUUUUUUCUUAAUAAUGUAAUAUUUAUGAACUCAGACCUACAGAAAUGAUCCUUGACCUAGAGGACCCUGAUGGAGGAAAAGAAAAGUUGGGUCAGAUUUGUGCAAUCUUUACUGUUCAGCCAAAGAAUUUUGAGGACAGGCAAGAGGUAAAUAUAACACAUAAUUAUCCAUAAAAACUGUUUAGAGGGUAUUUCCUGGAAAAGUGAAGUCGAGGAGUAAAGGCCCUAGACCUCAGCUCUACACAGCUUUGUAAUUACUUUGACACAGAAUUUAUAAUUUAUGUUAAUUGUACUGAUUUUUAUGGUAUAGUGCACACAUGCUUGAGUGCAGGUAUAUGGGUAAAGCUUGGGAACAGCUUAGCUUGGCUCUCUCCUUUCUUUAGACAAGGCUUGUCAUUAAGCCAAACAAGACAGCUUCUUUUUGUGGCUGGUUUUGCUGCUUAGGUACAAAUAUGGAUGUUAUUCACCAGAUGGAGACUUGCACCUCAUUAGCCUCUCCUGGAUUUUGCAAGCCUUUCUUUUUUUGUGUGAAUAAUUUUCAGAAUUUUUAGUGACUUCAUUUCAAUUUAAGUCCAGUCCUUUUAUUGAUUUUUCCAAAAUUAUUUUGCUUGCAGGUUUCUAAAAGAGCUUCAACUUCAAAGAAGGGCCAGCCUCCUAAAGAACCUGGCAAAGGACAACUGUGGGAUGGACUGGUGUCCAUUAUUCUUGUAGAGGGCAAAAAAAUGAUCCCCAUGGAUGAUUCAGGUGAGGAGAGGACAACUUGACUGAUCAAACGGUUACAAAGCAAGAAACUGGAAUUUUGUAAACUAAAGUAAUAAAGUAAAAAAACUUAUUGUUGUGAAUUGCUGUACUUAAACGUGCGGUCCAAGAUCUCUUGUCGGAGACUAUACCUGUACAUCUGUUCACACAUGUAGUUAUGCCACUUUAUGCAGCCAUUCUGUUUCAGAUACAUAAUACUCUUGCAUUGCACUGGAGUUUUAACAAAACUAACAUAAAUAAAACUUUUUAAUUUUUAGGUCUUAGUGAUCCUUACUGUCGUUUCCGUUUGGGAAAUGAAAAGUACAAAACAAAAGCCUGCAAAGAGACUCUAAGCCCACAGUGGAAAGAACAGUUUGACUUGAAGAUCUACCCUGACUCUCCCAUGAUGUUGGAGGUGACCGUGUGGGACAGAGAUGUUAGAAAAGAUGAAUUCAUGGGAAGGUAAAAUGUUUAUUAUUCUCAUGUUUGUUCCUCUGUGAAUUGAUAUCCACAAAACAGCAUACUUUUUCUCAGACGAUGCUGCACAGGAACCCUAAUCUUUGUUUAGACCAGGGAGACCAUUCAAGAUGAAGGAAUCUUAUAAACAAUGAAUCGGAGGAGUUACAUAAAUCUCAUAAAAUAGCUUGAAAGUGAGGGGGUUUGUAUUUAGAUGUUUUUAAAAAUCGUGUCCACUUGAGGGAAUUUUUGAAAAAAAAAAAAAGAAAGUAAAGAAAGCAGAAAGUACUCCCUUUCCAUACAUUUUUAUUGUUUCAACGACCAUAAAUGAGUGUGGGUAAAAUCAAAAUAUCCGUUUGAUAGCCACCAAAACCGUAUUUAACGAAAAUAAAAAAAGAACGGCUAGAUAAGAUUUCCAAAAACCUGAAGACGAUUGGCAAUAAGUAACAUCAACAAUACAAAUGCUUCACAAUGUGUACGUCCCAUGAAGUUGAAUUUCGUGAAUAGUGUUACGUAGUGUUUUUCCCUGCCAACCUCAGCCUUUUAAAAUGGACCUCCAUAAGAAAAUAGAGAUGCCAUAGUCUUUAGAACUUGUGCAGAGUUUUUUUGGAAAACCUGGUUUCUCUGAGUGGUAACCUGAAAAUCUACUCAUCUGUUUCUGAUUGACAGGUGUCAGAUUGAUCUAUCAACACUCGAACGGGAAAAGUCGCAUAAAAUCGAGGCAGCACUGGAGGAUAAUGCAGGGAUUAUAGUAAUGCACUUAUCCAUUACAGGAUUGGACGCACCGGGAUGUGAAUCAGACUUAAAUACAUUUAUAGAGAAACCUGGACGACGACAAGAGGUCGCUAAACAGUUCAUGUUAAAGAAUACACCCAAGAAGAUUAAAGAAGUUGGUUGGCUUCAGGUAAUAAAUAUUGUGGAUUAGGUGAAGCAAAACUUACUAUUGAUGUACUGCACCCGCCCUGUUUGUAUUAAGCCUUUGAGCACUGUACAUUGUAAACCCUCAUCUAUAGUUAGUAGUUUUUAUUUAAUUCCCCCCUCCAAUCUCCCUUCGAUCGAGUUAGAGAAAAAUCUGAAAUAUCAGUGAGCCUCUUGAUCUUGAUCGUUUCAGCACAGGGUUUCCAGACUCACAACAGCCUAUUGUAUGGGAAUUUAUUGCACUGAAGAAUUCUAAGUAGGUGAGAAACCAAAACACUAAAAUUUGCUAAAAUAGCGUUUAUAGGGCGGGAAACAGUAAGAAAACAACACAGACACAGCUCUUUGUGAGGUAUGUGUACUUAAUUAGCUGUUUGUGUAGAUUUUAACCGUUUAUCGACCGUACGAUAAAUUCCCAUACAAAUCCAUUUAAUGUGACUUCCACUAGGCAGUUGUGAGUCUGGAACCCUUGUGGUUUGAGGAGUAAGUCCCGCUUCAGGACGCAGGUCUCUGGGUUAAUUACGUUAUAGCUGUAUCUUGUAUUAUUGCUUUAACUAAUAUUUGUGCAGAGAAUAAAAUUGUAGUGUAAAAAUUUGUUUCUUCAUGACAGGUGAAACUUCAUCGUGCUGUUGGACUGGCUUCAGCUGACAUUGGAGGAACCAGUGAUCCAUUUGCUGUGAUUGAGCUUAAUAACCAGCGUCUAGUCACCCCAACUUUGUACAAGACUCUUAACCCUGCAUGGGACAAAAUCUAUGAAAUGUAAGUUCAACCAUACUCGACUUGAACUGCUUCACCAUGACCUCAUGUAAUCAUCCAUCUCGAAGUAAAUAAACUAAUUUUAUAUUUUACCGUCUUUCGCAGGACUGUCUAUGAUAUUCACGACGUUCUAGACAUUACUGUUUUUGACGAGGACAAGAGAGGCGCCCCCGAAUUUCUUGGCCGAGUAGUCAUUCCACUACUACAGGUAAAUUAAGGCAGUUAUAGAGAGUUGUUUAAUCAUUUACAAGGUAUCUGCUGUACCGCUCUAGUGACUUAGGGAUUGGCGUAUGAGACUAGAACCGACUGGGUUCCUUAUUGGAAUAAUUUUUACAGUAGAGACAUCGAGUCUGAAAUUGCCACUUGUUAAAUGAAUAUGAUCUUGAAAAAAGCGAAAUUUUCCUAACUUCAACUUUACCGUAUUUAUUCGAUUAACCGCCCUGGGCGCUUAUUAAAUUUUUGGACCUUGAGACUGGGCGCUUAUUCGAGGUGGGCGCUUAGACGAGACUGGGCGCUUAUUAAAUUUUCACCAUUUUCAGCACGUGAAGUAUGUUUAUUUUGUAACAAAACAAUAAAUGCUAAUGACAAAACUCGAAGAAGUAACAAAGCAAUGUUUCUGUAAAAUACUCUGAAGAAAAUUCCGUCCUCGGGGAAGUCUCUUAUUAGAAUUUAUUCACUCAAGUGGGUCGGGUGGGGGUGAGCGCUUAUUUGAGUUUGAUUGGGAGGAGGAGGGGUGGGCGCUUAUUCGAGGCUGGGCGCUUAUUAACUCUUUCUGCCUUUAAGAUGAGCGCUUAUUCGCGGUGGGCGCUAAUUCGAGGUUGGGCGCUUAUUCGAAUAAAUACGGUAAUACUUUUUCAGCAACAACUUAACAUGUACAACAACUGUUUGUAUUACAAUCGUCACCCGAAAAUAGCAUGGCUAAAAUCGCGGGUGCAAACUACAUGUACAUGAGAAAAAAGAAGAUAAGGUGCCAUUAAUUCUUCAAGACCCAAAAGUCAAUCGAAUGAAUGAAUUGCGGUACUGAUUAAAAGACUAUUAUAAUGGUUACAUUUAUCCCUAGGUUACCCCCGGUGAGAAGCGUUUGUACCAGUUAAAGAAUAAGAGCUUGGAAGGCAGGGUCAAGGGUCACCUUAUUCUUACCCUUGAUGUGGAUUAUAAUCCAAUACGGGCUGCGGUUAGGACAGUCAAUCCAAGGGACCCUAAGAUCAUGUUUGAUCCACCUAAAUUCAAGAGAGCGGUAAGGAAUUGCGUUUUGAGCUUAUUUGAAUCUUCUUCUCGCAGAAACUUUAAUUCGGUAGUGAAAAAGCGGAUUGAAUUCCAUUGUCUACCAUGCGGUUUCCUUUUUUUUCUCUUUUUGAUGAACAUUUGUUUUUCACGUGUUUUUGUUUUCAGUUGUUGCAGCGUAAUAUUGACCGCGUGAACAAACUUGUUGCAAGUCUGGUAUCGACUGGGGCAUUUGUCCAGUCGCUUUUUACGUGGCAGUACAAAUUUAGGAGUGCUUUUGCUUUUGCAGUAAGUAUAUUGGUUUAAUCUCCUUUAUCCAUCCACAAGUAUCUGUUUUACGCGCGUUUUACGAGAUCCAUUGAUUUUGCCUUUCAGAUCUACAUUAUGCUAUGCCUGAACUUUGACUUCUACAUUAUACCGCUGACCCUCCUACUAACGUUCCUCAAGCAGUAUGUGAUGUGUAUGUUACUUGCAGACAGAAAUGUGAACCCUGAAGAACAGGUGCGGCGUACUCAUAUUCAUCAGUUUUUGAAAAAAUGUGGAACUUGAGUCAUGUUUUUUCAGGUCUUUUUUGGGCUUCCUCUUGAAGUGACAGAUCCACUUUUUGUAGUGUCGUACUGGCCUGGGAUUAUACUGAGUGUUUUUCUAAUAACCACUGUUAAUGGAGUAAAUCACCGUCGUUAGUCGAACAUGAUGUUCUGGGGUGGUACAAACUAGUACUUUCCUGCAAUUUGAAAAUCUUUCAUGUAGCAGUUGGCAGGAACCUCCGGGGAAAGUAGGAUUGUUAUGGCGCUUUGCUGGAAAUUUUUAUCAUGAUAUUUCCAAGCGAGUUUUUCUCUUGAUAUCGCACAGCUGAUCUCACCAAUAAACACACGCGUGAUGAUUUUAUCCUUUUUUACUACAGGAAGGAGCGCCAGUAGACGAUGAUGAUGACUUGGAAGAUGAAGAGGAAGAUAAAGGAAAGAAAGGGGUAGGACAUUAGAACUGUCGCAAAUAAACCGCAGUCAACUGUACUUAACACCAACAACCUCUUAACGUUUUAAUUAAGCACUUGAAGUGAGUGUCUUGCUAAACCUUGGGGAUCUUACUGGGGUUAAAGCGACCUAAGUUAUGCUCUGUUGACUUUGGAACUGGAUGGGUGCUGGGCCAGCCGCAAAUGUCCUUUCUCGUAUACUCUAUCCCUUUGUCUUUUUUUUAAUUUCAUUUCCCUGUUAUAUUCUAAAAGUGUGUAGCAAAGCAAAUUUAGCAUAGUUUUUGGCAGUUAUUGUUUGUGGAAAACAAACGGUAAGUUCGCACGCAAACUCUCCCAGUGCAACGUCCGCUGCCUGGAAAAGCUUAACAAAUUUUAAUUUAAUAUUAACUAGAAUGACUUGAGGAGUUUUACUUGCCUUACAGGACAAAGGAAAGAGUUUCAAAGAGAAGAUAGCAGCGCUAACAUCCAUCUGUCAGACUGUGCAAAACGCUCUUGAUAUGGUGGCCUCCAUGGGCGAAAGGGUGAAAAAGUAAGUCGACUGUAUGAUAAAGAGUUUCGGUAAAAUUAUAAACCACACCCAGAUGUUAGAAAAAUACCUGAAGAACACAAGGAUUAGAAAGCAAUGCUUAAUAUCCUUCAAAAUGAAAAGAACGUAAGAACUUGACAAACAGAACCUAACAAUCCGUUCAAAUGUUAUUUGUGCUGUAUAUGUUAGCGGUUGAUAUUCAGCGUACAUGUGACUUCUUACCAAACGUUUUUUUUUUUCUCCUUGCAGCACUUUUAACUGGACGGUGCCAUUUUGUUCGUAUUUGAUGUGUGUCAUCUUCACGUUAGGAACAGUUGUGCUAUACCUUGUACCUCUCAAGUUCUUGUUGCUUGCCUGGGGUAAGGUUUUUUUUCCACUUACUCUUCAAUGCCUUAUUCUGUUUUACAUUUCUCAGUCCUUUAGAGCAGCUCGCUGCCUUUUUUUUUGCAUUGAUUCUGUUAUUUUUUUUUUUUAUGCAAAGAUGUGAAGCGUUAAUUUAAACACGCCCUUCAGAUACCCUUCUUUUUUGUUCUCUGUUUCUAGCAAUUGUGGCUCUUAAUGUCUUUUGUUUAGGCUGCGAAACCACUAGCGCGUUAAAUGAAGGCACGGCGGAAGGGGGGUGGGGUUUGCUUGGUGGCUUCAUCCUGGGGCAGCGCGCUGAAAGCAAAACCACCCUAUCCAAUCCGUGCAGCUCCAGAGGCCAUGUUAUCUCAGAUACAUGUGGCAAACCUUCUGAAAAUCAGAUCAUUAACAGUCCGCACAGUGGGAGACAAUACCUUUUGUUUAGCACAAGUUGCCUUGUUUAUUUAUAUUGAACUGUUUUGUUUGUGACCAGGAAUAAACAAGUUCACGAAAAAGAUCCGUAAACCAAAUGCUGUCGACAACAACGAGCUCAUGGACUUCUUGUCACGAAUUCCUUCAGAUGUUGAAGUGGUACGUUGAAUCACCCCAUCUCUCUGAAAUCACUGUUCUGGGAUUGUCCAGCAAUACGCCAAAAACUGCGGAUCCCAUAAAAAUAAUCCCCCGUGAAAUAAAUAUUACGAAAUAUAGUCUAUUUUAAUAAAUUUAACGUUGUCAACCCUGUUGCGACCUAGCCUCCUAAGUGGAGCGGGCGAAAAGGCUUGGCCUGGGUGAGAAAAAAAAAUACGGAUUCACGAAGAUUUGUUUCCAUGAAACGCAAAGAAUUGAAACAAUCCGCAAACAACUGAAACAAUCCGCGAAAUAAAACUUUUCGUGAAAAUCAAAUGGUAUUCAAAUACUUGAGUUAAACUUUUGGUAAAACUUCCUAAGAACCUUUCUAUUUGUUUUGUCUACAGAAAGAGCAAAAGGUGCUGAAAACAGACCCUUCACUCCGGUUGAAGAGGAUCGAUGGCUAAUGAACACGCCUCUGAUCGUCGUGCAAACAACCUAAUCAUUUAAAUAGGGGAUGAAACUGACGCGGAAUAAGGAGGGGGUGUGGCCCCGAUGUGCUCACUUCCUAGAAAUGUCUUUAUCUCCAGACAGAAAACAGAUGACGAGGAGAAACAUUUGCAGCUUGAACAAUAUUGCGAAUUUAAUUCUAUUUAUUAAAUUGUACAGUAUUUAUUAUCUUUAAAGUAUUAGAAUAUGUAGCUAGCGAUAUAAAAGUGAACUGGCGUCUCUACGGGCACCUUGUGGGUAACAUGUUGCCCUUAAUUUGUUGAGACAUUUACAUUGGGAUGAGAUAUCAAUUGUGGGUUUGUCAAAUCAAUUAAUAAAUUAUUUUUAAUCUUUUUU